Rhizoctonia solani is the source of this 2010-nucleotide messenger RNA. RefSeq names its product histone deacetylase family protein. The transcript is spliced from 7 exons. The record is from RefSeq and is a predicted model, not a curated record. The coding region runs from base 1 to 2010 and encodes 669 amino acids. Lineage: Eukaryota; Fungi; Basidiomycota; Agaricomycetes; Cantharellales; Ceratobasidiaceae. Gene Ontology annotation, molecular function: histone deacetylase activity. Gene Ontology annotation, cellular component: nucleus.
AUGGAUCUUCCCGAGCCCAAGCUCUCGAUUCACAUCCAGCCAUCCUGUUCCGAACAUCGGUAUAUACGUGACAAAGAUCUAUCGACUAUUGUAGAGAAGCCCGAGCGACUGAGAGCGUUGGCUGUUGGCAUUGCUGCGGGCGUUGCUCUUAAUGAAACUGCUAUACUACCUGGUGUAUCGACAUCUAGCAAUAGCGUUACCAGCCAAGAUGAACUUGCUAUAGCCAUGGAAAAGAUGUCCCUUCAAUCGAGUGAAGAUAUCGCCUUGCCUACAACCGUUGCAAAGAUUAUCCGUUAUGCCCGUCCGGCGGACGCGUCAUUUUUAAAUAACCCUGCUGUUCGAAUGGUUCACGCAUUAGAAGAAGACAUAGAAUCUAGCUCGGGGGAAGAGUACCUAUCUCAGCUGUCACGCUGGGCUCUCGAAAGUGAGAGUCGCAUCAAGACUGAAGGCAGCGAGAUUCCGAAAGGGGAGGGUCUUAGUCAAGGAGAUUUAUAUCUAUGUCCAAGAACGCUUCAUGCUAUUGCCGGUGCACUUGAGACGACAUGCAAGGCAGUUGAUUCGGUCAUUGGUUCAACCUCUCCUCGAUCUUUUGCUGCCAUACGCCCUCCUGGCCACCAUUGCGGCUCCGAUGAGCCCGCCGGGUUUUGCUGGGUCAAUAAUAUACUCGUUGGGAUAGCACAUGCAUACCGACUCCAUGGCAUCACACGAGCGGUGAUCUUUGAUAUUGACCUUCACCAUGGAAAUGGCACUCAAUCGAUCACUUGGAAGCUCAAUGCGGAGACCCAUCGUAAGCGACUCGAGGCGGAGGCGAGGUUCGCAGCAGGAAUUUCUGAAGCCCAGCCGGAAGGGCUACAAAUCUAUUAUGGUAGUCUACACGACAUUUUAUCAUAUCCUUGUGAAGAUGGUGACCCUACGCUCACAGCCGCCGCAUCGGUAAGCCUACACGGGAACGCUCACGGCCAGCACAUCGAGAAUGUCCAUUUGCAAGAAUGGAAAGACGAAGAUGACUUUUUCAAUCGGCUCUAUGGAAACUCUUCAGAAAGCGAGGGCGAAGGAUACGCAACGAGAUUAUUUGGUCGCGCAAAGGAUUUCUUGAAAGGCACCGGAGCAAUUCCGGAGAAAACGAUGGUAUUUGUCAGCUGUGGAUUUGAUGCGGGGGAAAACGAAUACGAAUCAAUGUCAAGGCACAAUCGAAGGGUCCCUACUACCUUUUACCACCGCUUCGCUUGUGAUGCUAGGGAAUUUGCGGAAGUGUAUGCUAAAGGACGCGUGGUUGGGGUUUUGGAGGGCGGAUAUAGCGACCGUGCACUCGUCAGUGGCGGCAUGGCUUGGAUCAACGGGAUGAUAGGUCUACGUACUCAAAAUGCUAGGGAUUUAUGGAAAAUUCCUAAUCUCGAGAAGAUCGAACUUGCUACGGGACUCAAGAAAACACGGAAGCCACGCUCAUCCACAUCUAAAACUCCCGCCCCGUCUCACGAACCAUGGAUAUCUCGUGUACUUGAUUUGCUACCAACGCUCGAUGGCACUUUUGGAGCCAGCCAUUUAUCCGCUCCCCGAACCAAGAAAAAGGUGGACCCCCUACCCAGCACUCGUACCCUUCGUGACAGAGCACCAAAAGCACAGCCCGAGCUCAAGGAGGAGAAGCCUGCAUCAACCAAGGCUAAGUACGCCCCAGUGUCUUCUGCCAAGAGUUUGCGGGCAGAGGCGACGGGGAUAGCUCCAAGGCCUGAAUCACCAGGAGAUGAAUUCGUGCCACCGGUUCCUCCGGUUCUAGGGCCUCUUUCUGAUUCAACGAAAUUAUCACCUGAUUCGAACACUGCCACGGUGCCCCCAGUAGCCCGGGAGACGAGCACUACUGGGACCGAGAUGGGUGGCACCGUAAGGGCUUUCGAAGGCAUUUCGUUGAACUCAUCUGAAACUGUAAAUCAAGGUCCGGAAUCAAUUUCUGACCCAUCCAAGGCCUCUUUGGUAAUCAAAUUAAAGCGCCCUCCCCCAUCUACGGAUGUUUAA